AAAAGUAAGAGUAAAAGUAAGAGAAUCUUUUAAACUUGUGCACUUUCAUUUCUCUUUGGUUCUUACAUUUUCACUUCUUCUUCUAUUGUUUUCAUUGUUUAUGUGAUUAAUUAAUUCUAAUUAAAAUGCGACUUUAUUUUUUCUGGGUGGUUAUUGGUGUUUUUAGUUCUACUUCCUUAGCAGUUGAUCGUGAAAUUUCUCUGGAUGAUCCAUUAGAAUCUGGGUCUUUUACAAUUUUUAGCGAUUCCUCUAAUUGUAGUGGAAGUUAUGUUUGGAACAUUGUUCCUGUGGCUAAUCUAACUUCUAAUUUUGUAAAAUCAUUGGUAAUUUCUAAUUUGGCUUUGGAAGAUGGAGGUUCAUUUGUCUUGAAAUCAGAUGCUCCUAGUGGAAAUGUAUUUACUGUCGUUGGAGAAGGAACCGCGACCUUGCCUAUACUUUAUCUGGGCACUAAUGCUACUCACAUUCUCAAUUAUACCAGGGGUGGAAUUUGCUCCAAUUACUCUAGAACUUUACUCCAAGCAUCUUGGUCAAAAGUCACUAACGAUGCUUGUGCUCCUGUUGAAGUAACUGGUAAACAGUUUUUCAAAUCUUACAAUUAUCCAAACAACUAUCCAUUAAAAGAGGACGAUGGUAACACCCAAUGCCGAAGUGUUAGCUCACAGACAGCUUUUAUCUAUGUAACUUUCCAUGAUUUGGAUCUUGCUGAAGAUCAUCGUUUGGAAUUUGCUGAUAAGAAGGCUCCAGUCGUUCUCACUUCAUCAAACAUCCCUGGAGAUGCUAUUGUAUCAAAUAAAACUGUGAUUAACUUCUUGCGUUCCUUUAACCCCCAAAAAAACACCGUCAGAAACAUAACUUACAAAUUAAGCGGACGUGGAUUCAACAUGGAACUCGAGGCUUUGGACUGCGGAGGUAAAAUUGAUGAUAAACCCACUUUCCAACUUGCUCUCAACGCAACAGAAAAACCCCAAAAAUGUAUGUGGAUCAUCCGUACACCAGUGGAUAAAGAUCCAACUAUCCUUAAGGUUUUCAACUUCACCCUCUCCAAUGGCCUUGACAAUGUCAUCAUCUAUGACUCAGACACCAUUAAGAAUGAUAAACGUUUGAUUAACAUAUCUGGAGCUGAUUAUUACAACUCGACCUCUGAAACAAUUAUUGUCCAAUACACAUCAUCCAAUACUUCAGCUUAUUUAAAUUGGUCAACAAUAAUUUGUCCCGAUAAAUGUUUAAAUGGUCGUCGUUGUAUUAACCCAUCUCAACGUUGUAAUAAUGUAAAUGAUUGUGGCGAUUGGUCCGAUGAACUUCAUUGCAAUGGUACAAUCCCAGUUCCACCACCUAAAAUAGAACCAGCUAGUGGAGUUCCUGGUCUUGUUGUGGUAUUUGUUAUCAUCCCAAUCUCAUUAAUCAUUGGCAUCUUGGGAACCAUUUUCCUCCCUCGUCUUGUUGCCCGAAUCCGAGACAGACGUUACCAAGAAUUCAGAGAAUAUUCUGAUGUUUCAUAUGAACAUUUUGUUCUCACAAUUUCAGUUGUUUCUUUGUUUCUUUGUUUUCUUCCAGUGUCACUUAUUGAUAUUUUUCCAUUUGUUAAGGUGCCCGAAUUACAAUCAACCAAAACGGCUUCCAACACUUCAUCAACUUCACCUUCUGGCAUGUCCAAUACCAGAAAAGGAAAAGGCCGAGGGUUCGCCAAGAAACGAGCCCACAGAGCGACUAGUAAUGUAUUCGCUAUGUUUGACCAGGCCCAGAUUCAGGAAUUCAAAGAAGCUUUUAACAUGAUUGAUCAGAAUCGAGAUGGUCUAAUUGAUAAAGACGAUCUACAAGAAAUGUUGGCCUCUCUGGGAAAGAAUCCCGAAGAAAACUACCUGGAAGGUAUGAUGAGUGAAGCUCCAGGUCCAAUUAAUUUCACCAUGUUUUUAACACUUUUUGGGGAGAAACUUCAAGGAACUGAUCCUGAGGAUGUGAUUAAAAACGCUUUUGCUUGUUUUGAUGAGGAUAACACCGGAUUAAUUCACGAGGAAAAACUCAGAGAGUUGUUGACCACAAUCGGUGAUCGGUUCAACGAUGAAGAUGUCGAUGAAAUGUAUCGUGAAGCUCCUAUUGAUGAGGGUGGAAUGUUCAACUACACUGAAUUCACCAAAAUCCUUAAACAUGGUGCCAAGGAUAAAGAUGAUCAAUGAUCUAAAUCAAACCAACAACUAUUACAACCAUGGAACCAAUUUAUUUAAUCCAAUCAAAUCUCAGCAGAAAACAACUUUUACCAAUUUAAAAUUAAUAAUGCAACUGAACCUUUGGGAUGAAAGUGUAAUUGUUAACAAUCAGCGAUUAUAAAUGGUCUCACUAGUUGAAUCAUUUAAGAAUCGUAGUGUUUGUUUUAAUUGUUAAUGGGAAGAAAAAGAGAUGCCUUAAAAUCUUGUAUUCUCAUUAAUAUUUUCUAAUCUAAACAUGUAACAAUUAACAUUGUACUUCAAACUAAAUACAUGAAAAUGAGCGUUAGUAGUUAAGCCAUAAUUUAUAACAAAUUUCUACCUAUUUUAAUGUAUGAAUCAGAAUUAAUAUCAACAUUAUCAUAUUUGGUUAAUCGUCAAAAUGUAUUUUUGAUCAUCAAUUAACAAUAAUAAUACGAGAAUCAUUUUAACUAAA
Panonychus citri (citrus red mite) is the source of this 2637-nucleotide messenger RNA. RefSeq lists its product as uncharacterized. The transcript is spliced from 7 exons. Gene Ontology annotation, biological process: locomotion; post-embryonic development. Gene Ontology annotation, cellular component: myosin II complex; cytoplasm. Bases 126 to 2174 code for a protein of 682 amino acids. Gene Ontology annotation, molecular function: calcium ion binding; myosin heavy chain binding. Lineage: Eukaryota; Metazoa; Arthropoda; Arachnida; Trombidiformes; Tetranychidae. The record is from RefSeq and is a predicted model, not a curated record.